UGCUCAAUCGAAUCUCUUAGUCGGCGUCAUUUCUCACAAGCUAGUGACGUUUGGAGUUGGGCUGUGACUUUAUGGGAGAUUUGGACUGGUGGUGCCCAGCCUUGGCCUGAUAUCUCCUCUUCUAAAGCCCUUCUAGAGGCUUUGCAGGCAGGCCGCCGCCUUGCUUGGCCGAGACUGGCCUGUCCUCGGAACCUCUAUCAUCUUAUGCUCGCAUGUUGGGCCGAAGAUGCUAAGUCUAGACCAACGUUCGCCUAUCUUAAGGAUCGUCUAGACACGAUUCGCCCUGUUGAUGUGAUAGCAAAGCAAAAUCUUGACGAAGCAGAUCGUCUCGGUAUUGAGGCAGGCGAUUGUAUCAUAGUUCUCGAUGGCCGACCGGAAAACUUUUGGUGGCGUGGUCAAAAUAGGAGGACCGGAGAAGUUGGUUCAUUCCCACGUGGACUAGUUGAUCUUGGGCGCAAUCUUUCAGGUCAUGACAUUAGCGCACCUUUGCCUGAAAGCUUUAGCCAUACUGGGCACCUGGAUACGCAUGGUUUGAGCUGGGGCAAACCGGAUAUUUUAGAUCCGUAA
This is a messenger RNA of Protopolystoma xenopodis, 567 nucleotides long. The record is from the annotation of a GenBank genome assembly. NCBI's taxonomy places the organism in Eukaryota, Metazoa, Platyhelminthes, Monogenea, Polystomatidea, Polystomatidae.